Messenger RNA from Gymnogyps californianus (California condor), 1466 nucleotides. It is a transcript of the gene FJX1, whose product is annotated as four-jointed box kinase 1. Gene Ontology annotation, biological process: cell-cell signaling. The transcript has a single exon. The record is from RefSeq and is a predicted model, not a curated record. The coding region runs from base 1 to 1293 and encodes 430 amino acids. NCBI's taxonomy places the organism in Eukaryota, Metazoa, Chordata, Aves, Accipitriformes, Cathartidae.
AUGAAGCGGGCGAGGCGGGCCGCGCCGGGCCCCCUGCCGGUGCUGGGGCUGCUCCUGCUGCUGGGCGCCCUGCCGGGGCUCUGGACGGUGCUGCUGCGACGGGAGGCGGCGGCGGCGCAGCGGGAGCCGGAUCCGGAGCCGCGCCCGCCCGCGGGGCCGCCCCCGGGGCGGUGGGGCUGGGGCCGCUCCCCGGCGGCGCGGAGCGAGCCCGGCGGCGGUGGGCAGAAAACUUUCCGGGCGCUGCUGGCGGUGCCGGCGGCGGGCCGGGAGGAGCGGGGCGGCGAAGGGCGGUUCGCUGCGGCCCCCUCGCCGCCGCCGGCCGCCGCCGCCUCUCCGGUGGAGCGGGGCAUCUUCUGGAGCCGUGAGCUGGAGGAGCAGGUGCCGCCGGGCUUCGCGGCGGAGGAGGCGGCGGCGUGGCUGUCGGCCGCCCGCACCGCCCGCGUGGCCUCGCUGGAGCGGGGCGGCUGCGGGCGCAGCUCCAACCGGCUGGCGCGGCUGUCGGACGGGAGCCGCGCCUGCGUCCGCUACGGCAUCAACCCCGAGCAGAUCCAGGGCGAGGCGCUCUCAUACCACCUGGCCGGGGUGCUGGGCAUGCAGGAGCGGCUGCCGCCCAUGGCCCUCGCCCUGGUGGAGGCCCGCGGGCGGCAGUGGGAGCCGGUGCGGGAGGAGCUGCGCGGCUCGCACUGGGCCGAGGGCGCCGUGGUCAGCCUGACCCGCUGGGUGGACAACCUCACCGCCGUGGUGGCUCCCGCGCCCUGGGGCGCCGAGGCGGGCGCCGGCCGGCGGCUGCAGCCACUGUCGGCAGGGGAGCUGGGCGGCCUGCCGCCGUCGCAGCUCGUGGAGCUGGUGCAGUGGAGCGACCUGAUCCUCUUCGACUACCUGACGGCCAACUUCGACCGCCUGGUCAGCAACCUCUUCAGCCUGCAGUGGGACCCGCGGGUGAUGCACCGCGCCACCAGCAACCUGCUCCGCGCCCCUGAUGGCGGGCUCGUCUUCAUGGACAACGAGGCGGGGCUGGUGCACGGCUACCGCCUUCUCGCCAUGUGGGACCCCUACAACGAACCGCUGCUCCGCUCCGUCUGCGUCUUCCGCGAGGGCACGGCGCGUCGCGUCGCCGAGCUGCACCGCCGCCGCAGUGCCGCCGCCGAGCUGCGCCGCCGUUACCGGGCGCGGGAGCCGCUCUGGGCGCGCCUCGGCUUCCUCUCGGAGCGGCAGGCCGAGCUGCUGCAGGCCCGCGUCGACUUCGUGCACCGCCAUAUCGCCCACUGCCGCGCACAGGCCGCCGUGCUCUGACGGCCCCGGGGCGGGCGGAUAGUGGCGGCCAGAGCCGGCUCCCCGCACCGCUCCGGUUUUUCUUCCCUCCGAGGGAGCGGGACUUACUUGCCCCGGCGGCCGCCGAAGUCUGGGGCGGACCCUCCCGGCAGCUCGGUGCCCGGUGCCCCGUAACCGCCGCGACUGCCGCCUCU